AUGGCCGUCGUCCCGAAACCCGAGCCCGAAGACACCGUCCUCCCCCCCGCGCCCGCACCCCCACCAGCACCCACACAACUCACACACACCAAAUCCACCAAGCCCGCCCCGGCCCCCAAAACGCGCGCCGACGCCCUCAAAGAAAUCUCCGGGGUGCGCCGCGUCACCGCCUGGUCCAUCCACCGCUGGCCGCUCGAGAAGCGCGUCGUGCGGGAGCGCACGCGCGUGCACCUCCCGCGCACGUACCGCGCGCGCCACGGCGCGGACGUGCGCACCGUCUUCCCGGGGGCGGACCUGAACCAGUUCGUGCACGGGCACUAUAUGGAGGUGAUGGGCGCGGAGCGCGAGGGCGCGGGCGUGCGGAAGGCGGGGGCGAAGGGGAGGGAGAGCGAGAGGGAGAAGAGGGCGAGGGAGGAGUGGCCGAAUUAUGUGGCGGGGGAGGCGGUGUUGGCGAAGAGGCACGAGUUCCUCGGGCCAGAUCCUCGCGUGGCGGGCUACAAGCUGGACGCGAAUGGGGAGUACCACAUCAAGUGGUAUGACGCAUUUCUCAAGGACCACUGGGUGGACGACCAGAAGUGGGACUUCGACGUGCGGCUGGACGCGCGCGGGAACUGGGUCGAGGUGGACGACGAUGCGGAAUAA
This is a messenger RNA of Trametes versicolor FP-101664 SS1, 642 nucleotides long. RefSeq lists its product as uncharacterized. The transcript is spliced from 2 exons. NCBI's taxonomy places the organism in Eukaryota, Fungi, Basidiomycota, Agaricomycetes, Polyporales, Polyporaceae. Bases 1 to 642 code for a protein of 213 amino acids. The record is from RefSeq and is a predicted model, not a curated record.